Molecule: messenger RNA, 2356 nt
Organism: Protopterus annectens (West African lungfish)
Lineage: Eukaryota; Metazoa; Chordata; Ceratodontiformes; Protopteridae
Product: complement C1s subcomponent-like
Exons: 9
Coding region: 60-1772 (570 amino acids)
Biological process (GO): complement activation; proteolysis
Cellular component (GO): extracellular region
Molecular function (GO): calcium ion binding; serine-type endopeptidase activity
Source: RefSeq, a predicted model, not a curated record
GUUUGGUAUUUUCAGUUGCUGUACUGUGCCAUGGUCAGUAGACUACAAAGAGUUUCAAAAUGUGGAUUAUAUUCUGGCUACUCCUGUGUCUGACAGCCUCCACUAAAGGCAGUGACACCAGUAUGUAUGGUGAGAUCCAUUCUCCAAAUUACCCACAUGGUUAUCCAAACAAUGUUCACCAAAGCUGGGAUAUUUCAGUGCCUAAGGGUUUUAAAAUUCAUAUCAACUUCAUGCAUGUGGACAUAGAGGCAUCACCAGGUUGUGGAAAAGACUAUAUGAAGGUCGCUGAUGAAGACCAAGAUUUGUUUAUCAUAUGUGGCAGAUUACUGAUGCCACUUGGAAAGAUUCCAUCACUCACGGAGAUUGAAUCACCCUCCAACAAAAUAACAGUGACGUUUCACUCAGACUCUUCCAAUGAGGACUCCUUCACAGGCUUCAUGGCUUACUAUGUUGCUAUUGAUAUCAAUGAAUGUGAGAACUCCGGAAAGGACAUAUGUAAUCAUUACUGUAACAAUUAUUAUGGUGGCUUCCGCUGUGGAUGCCAUUAUGGAUACUUCCUUCAAGAGGACCAAACAACGUGUACAGCAUCGAAGCAGUGCCCAGAGUCAGUGAUUCCCGACAGCAGAAUGCAGCCCUUUUUAUCCAAGCAUUUGUCUAAAAUCAUAAUGAAUGUCACUUGCCUUGAAGGCUAUGAAAUGUAUCAUAACAAAGCCCGCAUAACAGCUUUUUCAUCUGAGUGCCUAGAAAAUGGAACGUGGACUAAUUCAUUCCAUGAAUGCAAACCUGUUGACUGUGGACCUCCUGAACAGGUUGAUAAUUCUGUUGUAGUAUACCUGACAGAAUCAGAUGUAGACACAUUUGGAGCCAAGAUUCAAUACAUGUGUGAAGAACCUUAUUACAAAAUGGAUGGCAAAGCAGAUGGAAUUUACCACUGUGCUGCAGAUAUAAUGUGGAGAAAUGCAAAAACUGGGAUUAGCCUUCCUACUUGUAUUCCAGUUUGUGGAAAUGUUACAAAUCCACCCCAGCCUAUCCAGAGAAUCAUUAAAGGAGAGUUUGCAGAAGAAGGAAACUUUCCAUGGCAGGUCUACUUUGAGAUACCACGAGCUGGGGGAGCACUAAUUGGGGAACAGUGGGUCCUUACUUCAGCAACUGUAGCGGAACAAGAUGGACUUACAAUGUACAUUGGGACAAUCAAUGUUGGAAGAGAAGCACUAAAAGCUGCCACUGAAAUUAAGCCUGAAAAGAUUUUUCUACAUCCAAGCUAUAACAUAGUCACAGAAGGAGAAAGACGGUACAACUAUGACAAUGAUAUUGCUCUGAUUAAACUUAAAGAUAAAGUUAAAAUGGGAUACCAGAUCUCCCCUAUAUGUAUUCCUAAUGAGGGAGAAGAGUUUGAGUUGCUGCAAGGAAGAAUGGGCUUCAUUUCAGGGUGGGGACGUACUGAAAAAGGAUACCUGAGCCAGCGAUUGAGAUACGCACAAAUUCCUGUAGAAAAUAUGAAUACUUGUAAGCAUCAUAUAUUUCUAAAUAAAAAUCCAGAGACAAAGAAACUUGUUUUUACAGAUAAUAUGUUCUGUGGUGGUCUUAAAGGUAUAGAUAGCUGCCAAGGAGAUAACGGGGGAGCCUAUGCAUUUAAAAGUGAUGACAGCACUUACUUUGUUGGUGGGAUAGUGUCAUGGGGGGUUGAAUGUGGUAGUUAUGGAUUCUAUACAAAGAUGAAAAAUUAUAUUGAGUGGAUCAAUAAAACUAUUACUGAAAACAGUCAUGCAUAAAUAGGUUCGGCAAAUAGUAAAUAAACCACUUGUUGCUAAAUCAUUGUAAAAUUUGAAUACAAUGUUACAUAUCUAUUGAUGGAAAUUUAUUUUAAAAAUACAUGUGUGCAUUUUAUAUACUGAGAAAGCAACACGUAGAAAGAAAUGAUGGUUACAUAUGAUAAAUGACUAAGACAGAUUAUGAAUUAACCAGGCUUGAUCAAAUAUAAAUGUUUUUCAGCAAAAAAAAAAAAAAAAAAACUGAAAUAAAAUGAAACAUCUGAAAGACACAAGAAUAACAGAUUGGGGAUAAUGCAAAAGAUAAAAAAAUGAAUUUAAUUUAAUGGGCAAAGACACAUCUACCACACGAAAAAAAAAAAAAACUUAUAUAUAGAUAUAUAUACAUAAAUCAAGCUGAGAAACAUGAGAAACAUACCAUGCAGGUAUUAAUGAUAUCUGUAUUAUAUCAGUGAAAAUAUAUCCUGUUAUUUUGUCCUGCUAAAAAAAUGUCUGUCAUUGGGAAAAAAAAAACACGGUUUAUUGAACUGGAACAUCACAUCUUCUAAAAUGCAUGUAAUAGAAAAAUAAAUAGUGAUGUGAAAAUA